CUUCGAUAUUGACAUUGACCGACUGUAUCAGGAGUGGCUCCUUUUAAGCUGGCUCCCACCUCGAUUGACGCAGGUGAUGCUCCGCUCUCUCACACAGCAGCAGCCAGCGGCCACCGAACAAGCGCUCACUUGUGCGAGACCCUGUUGAAUCUGUCGACUGGCGCUGUCGCUCCCUUGCACAGGAGCCGUGCUGCGAUUUGACGAGAGCCUAGGAGGAGUAGCGUGUCCCGCCCUCGACGAGUUCCCAUCCCCAGUAUCGAUCGCUCCCCAGUUGCAAGCCUUUCAACCCUCGUUCACCACGACCGGCCCGCCGCCACCCGUUAUUCAAGAUGUCGUUCCUCGACAAUGCAUACAGCUUGGUCAAGGACAGUGCCACUGAGGGCACGCCGACCCUGUCCGAGCUGCGCACGCAGCUCGAGAAGGGUACCGAUGAAACUAAGGUCGAGACCAUGAAGCGCAUCCUAACCAUAAUGCUCAACGGCGAUCCGAUGCCCCAAUUGCUUAUGCACAUUAUCCGAUUCGUCAUGCCAUCCAAGUCCAAGCCGCUCAAGAAGCUUCUCUAUUUCUAUUACGAGAUCUGCCCCAAGCUUGACGCCCAGGGGAAGUUGAAGCAGGAGUUCAUCUUGGUAUGUAAUGGCAUUCGGAACGACUUGCAGCACCCGAAUGAGUACAUCCGUGGCAACACAUUGCGCUUCCUUUGCAAACUUCGGGAACCCGAGCUUCUUGAGCCUCUUCUCUCCUCUGCGCGCUCCUGCCUGGAGCACCGCCAUGCUUAUGUGCGAAAGAACGCCGUGUUCGCUGUCGCCUCCAUCCACCAACACUCGCCCUCUUUAAUUCCUGACGCAGCUGAGCUCAUUGCGACAUUCCUCGAAGGAGAGAGCGACCCCACAUGCAAGAGGAAUGGCUUCGCUGCUCUGUCGAGCAUCAGCCACGAGAAGGCCCUGGCCUACCUGAGCACGGUUUUUGACGGUAUCCCGAACGCAGAGGAGCUUCUGCAGCUGGUAGAGCUGGAGUUCAUCAGGAAGGAUGCUAUCCAGAACACGCAGAACAAGGCGCGGUACCUGCGUCUCAUCUUCGAUCUUCUCGAAGCGAACACGUCCACCGUGGUCUACGAGGCGGCAUCCUCACUCACAGCACUUACCAACAACCCUGUCGCCGUCAAAGCCGCCGCGGGCAAAUUCAUUGAGCUUGCGAUCAAGGAGGCCGACAAUAAUGUCAAGCUUAUCGUGCUGGACCGUGUCGACCAGCUCCGCCAGAAGAACGAGGGAAUCUUGGACGACCUAAUCAUGGAGAUCUUGCGCGUACUCUCGAGUCCGGAUAUCGAUGUACGCAAGAAGGCCCUGGAGAUUGCGUUAGAAAUGGUGUCCAGCAAGAAUGUCGAGGAAGUGGUGCUCCUGCUCAAGAAGGAAUUGUCCAAGACAGUAGACCAGGAGUACGAGAAGAAUAGCGAAUACCGGCAACUGCUUAUCCACUCCAUCCACCAAUGCGCGGUCAAGUUCUCGGAGGUUGCGGCGAGCGUGGUCGAGCUUCUCAUGGACUUCAUUGCCGACUUCAACAACGCAUCGGCUGUCGAUGUGAUCAACUUUGUGAAGGAGGUGGUCGAGAAGUUUCCCACUCUGCGGCCGGCAAUCGUGAAAAGACUUGUCGACACUCUCAAGGAGGUGCGGGCUGGCAAGGUAUACCGAGGCAUUAUGUGGAUCAUUGGCGAAUACUCGCUCGACGAAAAGGAUAUCCGGGAUGCGUGGAAGGGCAUCAGGGCCAGCCUGGGCGAAAUCCCGAUCCUGGCGUCGGAGCAGAGGUUACUGGAAAACAUGGAGAAUGGGGAAGGGAACACUGAGCAGGAGCAACUCAAUGGGCAUCCCAAAUCGACUCCCGCUGGCUCUCGAAAAGUCCUGGCCGAUGGAACGUACGCUACCGAAACCGCACUCACCAGCCAAUCCGCCGCUGCCGCUAGGCUCGAAGCUGUCAAGGCAUCCUCGAAGCCCCCUCUCAGGCAGCUUAUUCUGGAUGGUGAUUAUUAUCUAGCAACAGUUCUCUCAGGGACGCUCACGAAGUUGGUCAUGCGCCACUCGGAGAUUUCAUCUGAGGAUGCUCGCACCAACGCUCUCCGGGCAGAGGCCAUGCUCAUAAUGAUCUCGAUCAUCCGUGUUGGCCAGUCACAGUUCGUCAAGGCCCCCAUUGACGAGGACUCUGUGGACCGCAUCAUGAGCUGCGUGCGGUCGCUGGCCGAAUUCAAGCAGCACAAGGAGCUGGAGACGGUAUACCUUGAGGAUACCCGGAAGGCUUUCCGGGCCAUGGUGCAGGUUGAGGAGAAGAAGCGCGCGGCGAAGGAGGCAUUUGAGAAGGCGAAGACUGCGGUCCAGGUCGAUGACGUGGUCCCGAUCCGGCAGUUGUCUAAGAAAAAUGCCGUCGACGGUGCCGACGCAAUCGAACAGGAUCUCGAGAGGGCAACGGGCGGCGACAGCAGUGCCACGGAGGACCUUUCGGGCAAGCUCAGCCGGGUUGUCCAGCUUACCGGUUUCUCAGAUCCGGUCUACGCGGAAGCAUAUGUCAAGGUUCACCAGUUCGACAUCAUUCUCGAUGUGCUGCUGGUCAACCAAACAACCGACACCCUCCAAAACCUCACCGUCGAGUUCGCAACACUCGGUGACCUCAAGGUGGUGGAGCGGCCUACCAGCCAGAACCUGGGCCCGCACGACUUCCACAAUGUACAAUGCACCAUCAAGGUCUCAUCGACAGACACUGGCGUCAUCUUUGGCAACGUUGUGUACGAGGGCGCGCACUCAACCGACACCAAUGUGGUCAUCCUCAACGACCUGCACGUUGACAUCAUGGAUUACAUCCAGCCGGCGACCUGCUCGGAGACGCAGUUCCGCACCAUGUGGACCGAGUUCGAGUGGGAGAACAAGGUUAACAUCAACAGCAAGGCCAAGACUCUGCGCGACUUCCUCGACCAGCUCAUGGCGUGCACCAACAUGAACUGCCUCACGCCGGAGGCUAGUAUGAAGGGCGACUGCCAAUUCUUGAGCGCGAACCUGUACGCCAGGAGUGUGUUUGGCGAGGACGCCCUGGCCAAUCUGAGCAUCGAGAAGGAGGGUGAGGACGGUCCGAUCACUGGCUUCCUGAGGAUACGCAGCAGGUCCCAGGGGCUGGCCCUCAGCCUGGGAUCCCUCAAGGGGUUGAACAAGAUUGGCUCUGUCGCUUGAAGGGGCUUGCCGCACAGAGGACGUCAAUGAAUACCUUAGUAACACAUAUGUACGCGGUUAAGCUUGGUUGCAGUUAUCCUGAGCCACCCCAGUAUAGCGACGGGGAAGGCUGGCGUUAAGUCAAAGUUGACGUGGGAUGGCCAUUCGUGGUAUGUUCAAUCAGCGAGUUGACACUGCGUUGCUGAGCCCGGGCGGUGUAGCAACUGUUGCAAGCGUGAGGAGUUACGGUUGACGUAUGGAAGAUCGCCCCGAAAAAGUGCAGGAGGCCAAAAUGGGGAGGGCAUUUUCCGGGAACGUAUAGACCAUGCAACCCAGGAAUUCACUUGUUGCUUCAUGAACCAGCUGAAGAUGAU
Molecule: messenger RNA, 3559 nt
Organism: Chaetomium strumarium
Lineage: Eukaryota; Fungi; Ascomycota; Sordariomycetes; Sordariales; Chaetomiaceae
Product: adaptin N terminal region-domain-containing protein
Exons: 3
Coding region: 330-3206 (958 amino acids)
Biological process (GO): intra-Golgi vesicle-mediated transport; endoplasmic reticulum to Golgi vesicle-mediated transport; intracellular protein transport
Cellular component (GO): COPI vesicle coat; cytoplasm
Molecular function (GO): structural molecule activity
Source: RefSeq, a predicted model, not a curated record